AUGGACAAUGUUUUGGGAAAUAUUUUGAAGCAAUGGAAUAAACACCACACAAUUUACAUGUUGAAUGUGAACUUACCCUGUGAAAUACUCAAGAAGGAGUUCUUUUCUGGCAUUGUUAUGUGGGACUGUAAGGAUGAGGAGGUCAUACUUAUCCCAUGUGGACUUUUUCUUGCUGGUGACAACUCUAUGCAAGCCAAGGAAUGCAGUCAUGCAGGUCUCAAUUGCAACUAUUUUUGCAGGACAUGUGAUGUCAGUGGCACAAAAGAAUACAAGGCAUCUGAAGAAGGUUACAAUAGUAUAUUCAAGAUCAACAUGCACUUGGAUAUGCCAACCAAAACCCUCCAUAUAAUAUUGUUGGGUGUGGUGAAGUACUUUUGGGGUCAGAGUGUGUUUCUCCUGGAGAAAGAAAAGCUCCUGCACAUCUUUCAGAGCUGCCUCAAGUCUGUUAACAAAGACAGACUGAACAUACCUUCUCUGAAUGCUGACUAUAUAUGUCACUAUAAAGGCAAUUUAAUUGGCAAACAUUUCAAGAGCCUGGCCCAAGUUAUGCCCUUCCUGACAGUUGUCAAUGGAUGGUCUGUUAUUGGAGAACUUGUCACACUUGUUUGGUACACAACAAUACCAGAUACCGAUGAAUAUCUUGUUAGUUUGCACUACCAAAGUGUUAAAAGGUUAUCCCAAAUGAUCAAGGACUUUCUUAAUAUCACAGUGCAAUGUGCUCCAAGCAUUCUCAUCAGCAAGCCCAAGUUUCACUUCUUAAUUUAUCUUCUGGCAUUCAUAUGUCAUUUUGGACCUGCAAUCAUAUUCUCCACCAAGAGAUAUGAAUCACUUAAUCACGUUUUCUGA
Molecule: messenger RNA, 846 nt
Organism: Suillus subaureus
Lineage: Eukaryota; Fungi; Basidiomycota; Agaricomycetes; Boletales; Suillaceae
Exons: 5
Coding region: 1-846 (281 amino acids)
Source: RefSeq, a predicted model, not a curated record